AUGAAGCUGAACAUCUCUUUCCCAGCCAUUGGCUGCCAGAAACUCAUUGAGGUGGACGAUGAAUGCAAACUUCGGACAAUUUAUGAGAAACGAAUAGCCACAGAAGUUGCUGCUGACUCUCUCGGUGACGAGUGGAAGGGAUAUGUUGUCCGGAUCAGCGGUGGAAACGACAAGCAAGACCACGGAGAAACCGGAAAGAGGAAGCACAAAUCUGUCCGGGGUUGCAUUGUGGAUGCCAAUCUGAGUGUUCUCAACUUGGUCACUGUCAAGAAAGGGGAGAAGGAUAUCCCAGGACUGACUGAUACCACUGUGCCACGUCACCUGGGACCCAAGAGAGCCAGCAGAAUUCGCAAACUCUUCAACCACUCCAAGGAAGAUGAUGUCCAUCAGUAUGUUGUGAGAAAGCCACUAAACAAAGGCGGCAAGAAACCCAGGACCAAAGCGCCCAAGAUUCGGCAUCUUGUUACUCCACGCGUCCUACAGCACAAGCGCCGGUGCAUUUCGCUGAAGAAACAGCGUACUAAGAAAAAUAAGGGGGAGGCUGCAGAGUACACUUAG
Molecule: messenger RNA, 558 nt
Organism: Elephantulus edwardii (Cape elephant shrew)
Lineage: Eukaryota; Metazoa; Chordata; Mammalia; Macroscelidea; Macroscelididae
Product: 40S ribosomal protein S6-like
Exons: 2
Coding region: 1-558 (185 amino acids)
Biological process (GO): translation
Cellular component (GO): ribosome
Molecular function (GO): structural constituent of ribosome
Source: RefSeq, a predicted model, not a curated record